Poecilia latipinna (sailfin molly) is the source of this 1369-nucleotide messenger RNA. RefSeq names its product nestin-like. NCBI's taxonomy places the organism in Eukaryota, Metazoa, Chordata, Actinopteri, Cyprinodontiformes, Poeciliidae. The record is from RefSeq and is a predicted model, not a curated record. The transcript has 2 exons. The coding region runs from base 24 to 1364 and encodes 446 amino acids.
CAAGAAGUUACUAGAAUACAGAUAUGAAGCAACAACAGAUUGUUUGCGAACAUGAAGCUUUUCCAGCUAAGCUUUCAUGGGUCGACAUGGUAGACCACAACAUCCAAGUCGACUACGACGCUGUCAUUUUCCCUGUUGAAGAUGACAGCCCCAUUGAGCCGGAAGUUGAAUCAGAGAUCCAGGGGGAAUCAAGUCCUUCCGGCGACUUUGAGAGUUCAACAUCUUUGGAAGUCAAGCAGGAAACAACACCCUCUGCUGGCUUCAAGAUCACCCCCUCAGUGGAAGACGUGGCAGAGACUAGCCAACACAUCAACGAUUUGACAAAGCAGGUAGACGAUCUUAAAGCAGAACUGCAGAGAAAGAAUUCUGAACUCCACAAGGAAAGAGACAGAAGGAUUGCAUGUCAGGCUGAAGUCAAAUCCCAGCAGGAGGAGAUUCAAAGACUGCAAAAACUGUUGGAAAAAGAACGUCACCUGCAAGUCAAACGUGAACAGGUUUCUUGCUCUUCCAAAGUUACAACUGACAAGAACGUUCUUCAACAGCUGGAGUACUUCAAGUGGGAGGCUGCAAAAUACGCCUCCCGCAAUAAAGGUCUGAUUGAAGUAAUGGUUGAAGAAUACCGAGUGAGACUCAAAUAUGAGGAGCAGCUCAAAAGACACUCUGAGCAAGCUUCCAAAUUUAAGGCUCAGGAGGAAACAGUGAAAGCUCUGCAGGGUCAGGUUGCAGACCUGAAGGUGGAGUUGAAACUUGCUCUAGAAAACAGCCAUCCUAGAGUCUCCACCCGACCAGAGGUCCCCCUGCAAAGAGAAGGCUCCCUACAAACAGAGGAGACCAAGGAUAGACAGACCUUGAAUCAACCAGGGAGGUCUGAAGAAAGACAGACCUCCAAUCAACCAGGGAGGUCUAAAGAAAGACAGACCUUGAAUCAACAAGGGGUCUCCAUGCAUAGCCUGGCUCGGCCUUUGCGCCGACCCACAUCUAGCUUGCAAACAGAAGGCUCCCUCCAAAUAGAGGAGACCAAGGAAAGACAGACCUCCAAUCAACCAGGGAGGUCCGAAGAAAGACGGACCUCCAAUCAACCAGGGAGGUUUGAAGAAAGACAGACCUUGAAUCAACCAGAGAGGUCCGAGGAAAUAUGGGCCUCCAAUCAACCAGGGAGGUCCGAGGAAAGACGGACCUCCGAUCAACCAGGGAGAUCCGAGGAAAGACGGACCUCCAAUCAACCAGGGAGGUCCGAGGAACGACAGACAUCCAUGCGAUCAACCUCCACUGGUUGCAUGGAGGGUCUUCAUGUUGGCGUUGGCACGAAGGCCAAGCUAAGCCCGGCUCGGCCUUUACACCGACCCACACCCAGGUGGCACUAACCUAC